This is a messenger RNA of Necator americanus (New World hookworm), 255 nucleotides long. RefSeq lists its product as uncharacterized. Lineage: Eukaryota; Metazoa; Nematoda; Chromadorea; Rhabditida; Ancylostomatidae. The transcript has 2 exons. The coding region runs from base 1 to 255 and encodes 84 amino acids. The record is from RefSeq and is a predicted model, not a curated record.
AUGAGGGUAGACGUCGGAAAAACACAAACAAAGGGAAGUUACCUUACAGAAUACUCUUCUCGAGCACAUGUAUCGCCGAGGUCAUUGCCUUACGGUAGCAGUCAAUCCUUAUCGGCAACUGUUUAUCCUUCAUCGUAUCCUAACGUCAGUGCCAGCCCCGCUACAAAUUUCUUCAAUGCACCCACAGGUUUCGCUCCAUUCAGUUCGGUGAAUCCUUUCGCAGCGACUUUGCAGUCUUCAACUCGAUUAGCUUGA